Hordeum vulgare subsp. vulgare (domesticated barley) is the source of this 1871-nucleotide messenger RNA. RefSeq names its product ankyrin repeat-containing protein At5g02620-like. NCBI's taxonomy places the organism in Eukaryota, Viridiplantae, Streptophyta, Magnoliopsida, Poales, Poaceae. The record is from RefSeq and is a predicted model, not a curated record. The coding region runs from base 21 to 1775 and encodes 584 amino acids. The transcript has 3 exons. Gene Ontology annotation, molecular function: protein phosphatase 1 binding; protein phosphatase regulator activity. Gene Ontology annotation, cellular component: plasma membrane.
CAGAAGAGAAGCGAAGAGAGAUGGCAGACACUGCAUCAACAACAUCUAGUUCAUCGGGAGGAGAAGUUGCGCCGCUACAAAUGGACAAACGGCUCCUGAAUGUAGCCACAUCUGGUGAUUCCAAAUCAAUGCAGUCCUUGGCUACACAGAAUCCGGGCAUUCUUCUCGGAACAACUCCAACAGGAAACACCUGCCUUCACAUAGCCUCCACCCUUGGCCACCAAGGAUUCUGCAUGGAUGUGGUGGCACUAGAUAACUCACUCCUCACCGUGGAAAACAUGGAUGGGGAGACGCCACUUCUCGCUGCUGUUGCAAGUGGGCGUGCCCUGGUGGCUUCUGUCUUACUCCGAUGCUACCAAGCACGACAGAUGAGUGCUGCAAUCUUGGGGCAAGACAAGGAAGGAUGCAACGUGCUGCACCAUGCCAUUCACAGUGGCCACAGGGAGCUUGCGCUGGAGCUGAUAGAAGCAGUGCCCGCCCUGUCGAAACAUGUGAACAAGCAUGACGAGUCACCCAUGUUCAUCGCGGCGAUGAGAAAUUUUCCACAUAUUUUCGAGAAACUCCUGAGUAUUCCAGAUUCUAGUCAUGCAGGAGGGUAUGGAUGCAAUGCUUUGCAUGCUGCAGCUAGAGAUGGGGAUGAAGAAAGAACAAAAAAAAUUAUGCGGGCACGGCCUCAAAUGGCCAUAGUAGCUAACGACGGACACAACACACCAGCAAGACUGGCUGUACUUUUCAACAAAACCAAGGUAGUACGCAUAUUGCUGCAACAUGAUUGUUCUUUAGGGUAUGAAGUAAAUAAACAAGGUCGCACCCUCCUUGGGUCUGCUGCUUUUCGAGGUCACGUUGAUAUCGCUCGAGAGAUUCUGAAACAUUGUCCCGAUGCUCCUUAUUGCCGAACAAGUGACUGUCGUACAUGGCUUCAUACAUCUGUAUUGUUUGGUCAUGAGGAGUUUGUUGAAUUUAUCGUGGAGACACCACAACUUAGUAAACUCAUCAACAUGCAAGACAACACAGGAAAAACUGCUCUACAUUAUGCAGUUCAGAAGUGCAAUCCCAGAAUAGUUGCUUCCUUACUGUCCCACAAGGGUAUAGAUGCAACAACGAUGGACAAAAAUGGUUCUCCAGCAGGUUGGGAACUCUUGGGUGCCGUGGAGAAGGCCAAGACACUAAAUUGGAAUGAAGUGGCUAUGCUUAUGUCGAAAGCUUGUCCAGAAGAUGCUCCCGUUCUUCAUAAUCUACGUGUGCAAGCCAAGAGAGAGAUGACUGACGCAUCAAGGAAACAUGUAAAAUCACUAACUCAAACAUACACAAGCAACACAUCGUUGGUAGCGAUCCUCAUUGCGACAAUCACCUUUGCUGCCGCCUUCACCCUGCCUGGAGGAUACAGUAAUGAUGCCGGAAGCGAGGGACUUCCCAUCAUGUCUAAGAAAUUUGCAUUUCAGGCAUUCUUGAUCUCUGAUGUCCUAGCAAUGUGCUCCUCGUUUGCUGUCGCAUUCAUAUGCAUCAUAGCAAGGUGGGAGGACUACGAGUUCUUAAUUUAUUACAGAUCCUUCACUAAGAAGCUCAUGUGGUUUGCAUAUGUGGCAACAACUACGGCUUUUUCAUCGGGUUUAUACACUGUGUUGGCUUCUCGGCUCCAGUGGUUGGCUAUUGCAAUUUGUGUGCUGGUAGCUGUGUUGCCCAUUGUCACUAAGCUGCUAGGCAAAUGGCCUGUUUGGAGCCUCAAAAUUAGGCUGGGUAAAAGUUACAGGUCUGAUCUUCUUAGCAUGGUUUGACCUCGUCGAUCUGUUUUAUGGUUAUGCUUUCUCAAUAGCACUUUUAAAUUGAUCUGUAAUAAAUAUUAUCUGAUUACAUGUAUUGAACUGCUACUU